CAACUUCGCCGUCGUGAAGCUAGCCACGCACCUGGUGACCCGGGCCAAGGUUGCCAUAAAGAUAAUUGAUAAGACACAGCUGGAUGAAGAGAACCUGAAGAAGAUAUUUAGAGAAGUUCAGAUCAUGAAGAUGCUUUGCCACCCACAUAUCAUCAGGUUAUACCAGGUUAUGGAGACGGAGAGGAUGAUUUAUCUAGUGACAGAAUACGCUAGUGGAGGGGAAAUAUUUGAUCACUUGGUGGCGCACGGACGUAUGGCCGAGAAGGAAGCCCGGAGAAAGUUCAAGCAGAUAGUGGCUGCUGUCAACUUUUGUCACUGUCGUAAUAUAGUCCACAGAGAUCUGAAGGCAGAAAACCUACUUCUGGAUGCUAACCUUAACAUCAAAAUAGCAGAUUUUGGAUUCAGUAACAUCUUCACACCUGGUCAGCUGCUUAAAACCUGGUGUGGGAGUCCUCCCUAUGCUGCUCCAGAGCUCUUUGAAGGAAAGGAAUACGAUGGGCCAAAAGUUGACAUUUGGAGUCUUGGCGUGGUGCUGUACGUGCUGGUCUGUGGCGCUCUGCCCUUCGAUGGGAGCACGCUGCAGAACCUGCGGGCGAGGGUGCUCAGUGGGAAAUUUCGCAUUCCAUUUUUCAUGUCCACAGAAUGUGAACAUCUGAUCCGCCACAUGCUCGUCUUGGACCCAAGCAAGCGGCUCUCCAUGGAGCAGAUCUGCAAGCACAAGUGGAUGAAGCUUGGGGAGGCCGAUGCAGAGUUUGACAGGCUGAUAGCAGAGUGUCAGCACCUGAAGACCGAGAGGCAGAUGGAGCCGCUGAACGAGGACGUCUUGCUGGCAAUGGCAGACAUGGGGCUGGACAAGGAGCGCACAAUUCAGUCAUUGAGAGCCGAUGCUUAUGAUCACUACAGUGCGAUCUACAGCCUGCUCUGCGACCGUCUGAAGAGACACAAGAAUCUGCGCAUUGCGGCAUCCCCAAGUAUACCACGGACCAUGACCUUCCCCGCCUCUGCUAACAUCCAGACAGAACAGACAGGCAAUACCAUGAGCAUCAACGUGCCACAAGUCCAGCUCAUCAACCCUGAGAACCAAAUUGUGGAGACUGACGGCACAAUGAACUUGGACAGUGAUGAAGGGGAAGAGCCAUCACCUGAAGCUCUGGUCCGUUACCUCUCGAUGAGAAGGCACACAGUUGGAGUAGCUGACCCACGGACGGAAGUCAUGGAAGAUCUGCAGAAGCUCCUGCCUGGCUUCCCCCGUGUCACUCCUCAGGCUCCGUUCCUGCAGGUGACCCCGAAUGUGAACUUCAUGCACAAUGUGCUGCCUCGGCAGAACCUGCAGCCCACGGGUCAGCUGGAGUACAAGGAGCAGUCCCUGCUGCAGCCCCCCACCCUGCAGCUGCUGAAUGGCAUGGGCCCUCUGGGGCGGAGGGCAUCAGAUGGUGGAGCUAACAUCCAGUUACAUGCACAGCAACUGCUGAAACGUCCUCGAGGUCCAUCCCCGCUCGUCACUAUGACGCCAGCUGUCCCAGCUGUCACCCCUGUGGAUGAGGAGAGCUCCGAUGGGGAACCGGAUCAGGAAGCCGUGCAGAGAUACUUGGCAAAUAGGUCAAAAAGGCACACUCUGGCAAUGACCAACCCUACAGCUGAAAUCCCUCCAGACUUGCAGAGGCAGCUAGGACAGCAGUCCUUCCGACCCCGGGCUUGGGCUCCACACCUGGUACCCGAUCAGCACCGUUCUAUUUACAAGGACUCAAAUACCCUGCACCUCCCCACUGAACGCUUCUCCCCAGUUCGGCGCUUCUCUGAUGGUGCUGCCAGCAUCCAGGCUUUCAAAGCCCACCUGGAGAAGAUGGGCAAUAACAGUAGCAUCAAACAGCUUCAGCAGGAGUGCGAGCAGCUUCAGAAGAUGUAUGGUGGGCACAUGGACGAGAGAACGCUGGAGAAGACACAGCAGCAGCACAUGUUGUACCAGCAGGAACAGCACCAUCAGAUUCUUCAUCAGCAGAUUCAGGACUGUAUCCGGCCACCCCAGCCAUCUCCACCCUUGCAAGCUCCAUGUGAAAACCAGCCAGCUCUGCUCACUCACCAGCUUCAGAGGUUACGGAUUCAGCCGUCCAGCCCACCCCCGAACCACCCUAAUAACCAUCUCUUCAGGCAACCGAACAGCAGCCCACCUCCCGUGAGCAGCAGCGUGCUCCAGCCCCACGGUGCCGCCUCCCAGUCCCAGUUCCAAGGGAUGCCAUCCCACAACACAAUCUUCCCACAGUCCGGUAACUGUUCCCCUCCCCCAAACAUGGGGCUGACGUGCCUGGGCCUGCAGCAGCAGUCGCAGCCUCAGCAGGUCACGAUCCAAGUGCAGGAGCCCAGCGACAUGGUCAGCAGCAACCUCCUGCAAGGGGCCUCUGUGGCCGGGCAGGGCAUGUCCUCCCACCCGCGGGGCAUGCCCAUCAGCCCCAGCGCCAACCAGAUCCAGCUGCAGCACCGCGCGAACCUGAUGGCCUCCCUCACCUACGGCCACAGGCAGCUGUCCAAGCAGCUCAGCGCCGACAGCGCCGAGUCGCACAGCCUGAACGUGAACAGGUAUCCCCCCGCCAACUACGACCAGGUGCACUUACACCCCCACCUGUUCCCAGAGCAGCCUCGCGUUUCCCCCAGCAACUACAGCCCCUCGGGAGGAGUUGCGUUUCCUCCAGCUCAGCAAGCUCUGAAAGUCCCGCAGCUUGACCAGUAUCCCAGUUUCCCUCAAAACGCACAUCAGCAACAGCAGCACUACACUGCAUCGGCACUACAGCAAGCACUGUUGUCCCCAACGCCUCCCGACUACAGCCGACACCAGCAGGUACCGCACAUCCUCCAGGGACUGCUUUCUCCCCGGCACUCGCUCACAGGGCACACGGACAUGCGGCUGCCCCAGGCAGAAUUUGCACAGCUCAUCAAACGGCGGCAGCAACAGCAGCAGCAGCAAGAAUUUCAAGAGUUGUUCAGGCAUAUGAGUCAAGGGGAUGCUGGGAAUAUGGGCACCAGCGUGGGACAGAACCUCUCGGAGCGCCAGUCGUUGUCUUUGCCUUAUCAGAGUGCUGACACGUACCACCCACAGAACAGCCCCCAGCACCUCUUAAAAAUCAGGGCGCAAGAAUGUAUCCAGCAGGUAGCUGCGUCAGUGCCGCCGCACGGAUACGUACACCAGCCAGCCCUGUUCCAUUCGGAGAGCAUGGAGGAGGACUGUGCGUGCGAGGGUGUCAGGGACAGCUUUCCAGACAGUAAGAGUUCAAACACAUUGACCAAAGGUUGCCACGAGACCCCUCUGCUUGUAAAUGCAGGAGGGCACGGGGACCCAGAAUCUUUGCUAGGAACUGCUAAUCACGCGCAGGAGUUGGGGACGCAUCAAUACAGACAUCAGCCCACUGCUGGAUUCAGUAGGAAUAAGGUGCCCAGCAGAGAGUCCGUCGUAGGCAACUGUAUGGACAGGAGCUCCCCCGGCCAAGCCAUGCAGGUGCCUGACCACAACGGACUGGGCUACCCUGUGCGACCCGCCUCCAGCGAGCACCCACGGCCCAGGACCCUGCAGAGACAUCACACCAUUCAGAACAGUGAUGAUGCCUACGUGCAGUUAGAUAACUUGCCUGGAAUGAGUUUAAUGGCAGGAAAAGCACUAAGCUCCGCUCGGAUGUCUGAUGCUGUCCUCAGCCAGUCGUCGCUGAUGGCCAGUCAGCAGCUGCGCGACAGGGAGAGCGAGGAAUGCGGGGAGAGUUUGGAAGGUCAAGAGCAUCCCAACCUAGGUGAUGGCAACCAGCACCUAAACACCUCCUGUUACCCGUCGACAUGUAUUACAGACGUCCUACUGAGCUACAAGCACCCGGAGGUGCCCUUUGGGAUGGAGCAGGCAGGGGUGUAACCAGGAGGGAGUUUUAUGUACAGCUUUGAAACGAAAAGGUCCAUUUUAAACCAACAGUAUCUAGCAGCAUUGCGCCAAAUUGCCGUAGUAUUUCUGACUAACUGGAAUACCAUGGCCCCUUUCCUCAUAAUCAGUUCAUCCAGUGUGUUGUUCCUUUGGUUUCUUUAAUUUUUGCCAUAUUUGCCUGUAACUCCAGCUAUCACAGAAACAACCAGAGAACCUGAGUCCUACACGUCGGCGGAGGAUUCACGGAGCCUGAGCACUGAGUCUGGUUUGGAGGGCUUUUACUGACGGGGGCCAGGCGGGUCCCG
This is a messenger RNA of Gavia stellata (red-throated loon), 4200 nucleotides long. It is a transcript of the gene SIK3, whose product is annotated as SIK family kinase 3. The record is from RefSeq and is a predicted model, not a curated record. Bases 125 to 3889 code for a protein of 1254 amino acids. Gene Ontology annotation, molecular function: ATP binding; tau-protein kinase activity; protein serine/threonine kinase activity. Lineage: Eukaryota; Metazoa; Chordata; Aves; Gaviiformes; Gaviidae. Gene Ontology annotation, cellular component: cytoplasm. Gene Ontology annotation, biological process: protein phosphorylation; intracellular signal transduction; microtubule cytoskeleton organization. The transcript has 25 exons.